Amoebophrya sp. A25 is the source of this 647-nucleotide messenger RNA. The record is from the annotation of a GenBank genome assembly. Lineage: Eukaryota; Dinophyceae; Syndiniales; Amoebophryaceae.
GGCGUUUUGUCCGAGUGCGUACAAAUAUCCAUCCGAUUCGCGGUUGGGGUAUGGUCACUCCGGAUGAUGUGGGCCUCUGUGUGCUGCUCAAGGCGCGGCUUGCCUUUUGUGUCUUCGCGGAGCAGCAGACGUGGCGGGCAUUCGUUGAUGAAUUGGAAGUAGUGGAGGUCCCUCAACUGAUUUUUCUGCGUGAUCGGACGCGCCCGUCAAUUCGCCGUGGGGCUACUGCCGGAGUGAUAUCAUGCACACCGCAGCCGCAAGCAGAAAAGGAUCCUGCUCUCUUAUGUGUAGAAGUAAAUUGUGCGCGAUCGCUUUUAUUUGUCUGAUUUUGAUUGGUACCUAUGUCGACAUGCAUAUGUGAGAACUUCCCAUGGCACCUGUCAUGGAUUAGUACUGUCCGUUUUCUUUUUUGCGUUUUAUCAAACAUACAUGAUUUUCAUCAAAUUGAGACGAAUCCCAUCUUCUCUUCAAUCUUCGGGGCUGAGAAGCCACGGUUCGAGAUGCAAGUAAUGGUGUUCCAGACCGAGGAGAAUCAAGACGGCAACGUAAUGAAUGUGACAGAUUUGGAUGAGGGAACCCUGUGGGCACGGGUUGUGAAGCCGCGACGCUCGUCCAUUGUCUAUGACCCUUUGGAACUAGCCACUCGG